Aureobasidium subglaciale EXF-2481 is the source of this 1234-nucleotide messenger RNA. RefSeq lists its product as uncharacterized. Lineage: Eukaryota; Fungi; Ascomycota; Dothideomycetes; Dothideales; Saccotheciaceae. The record is from RefSeq and is a predicted model, not a curated record. The coding region runs from base 224 to 1234 and encodes 336 amino acids. Gene Ontology annotation, biological process: transmembrane transport. The transcript has 3 exons.
GUGACGUGAACAGGUUUGAUACGCCGAGGUCGCCAUGCAUACACCUGCACCACACGGACGAACCUCUGCUUCUAGGCCAGAAUACUAGCAUCGAUAUCGAGGUUUCAAGUAAGAAGCGAUCUCAGUAGCAAGACCGUAGUUACUCGACACACACGGAAGUUCUUAAACCUGCGUGCCUGUCUCUCACCUACCGAUCAACCACGCCAGCCCGCUCAACCGAACAAUGGGAGUCCAAUCCAAGGAGGUGAUUCCGCCAUGGGGACUGGCAAUCGCCGGUGCGAGUGGUGCCGUCCUCGCCAAUGCUCUCGUGUAUCCGCUCGACAUUGUCAAGACGCGAUUGCAGGUUCAGGUCAAGAGAAAGCCUACCGAAGUGGCCACCACCACAAAUGACCGACACUAUGACGGUGCUUUACAUGCGAUCGGCUGUAUCAUUGAGGACGAAGGCCUAGCAGGCCUGUACUCUGGCAUGUUCGGCUCGCUUCUUGGAGUCGCAAGCACAAACUUUGCAUACUUCUAUUGGUAUUCAGUCGUCAGAACUCUGUACAUAUCACGACGCGCCGUCGCCGGACCUCCUUCGACCGCCAUUGAACUCAGUUUGGGUGCAGCCGCCGGAGCACUUGCGCAGCUCUUCACUAUCCCCAUUGCCGUCGUCACAACGAGACAACAGACACAGCCCAAGGGAGAGAAGAAGGGCAUGUUGGAAACGGCAAGAGAAGUCAUCAAUAGUGAGGACGGUUGGACUGGCUUGUGGAGAGGCAUGAAGGCAAGCUUGGUGCUCGUGGUGAACCCAGCUAUCACAUACGGUGCAUAUCAAAGACUCAAGGAUGUUAUAUACCCAGGCAGAGUGGCCCUCAGACCCCACGAAGCAUUCUUACUCGGCGCAAUGUCGAAAUCUCUGGCCACCCUCGCUACACAACCGCUUAUCGUCGCCAAGGUUGGUCUCCAGUCUAGACCGCCGCCUGCAAGAAUGGGCAAGCCCUUCAGCUCGUUCCUCGAAGUGAUGAAGUACAUCAUCGACAAUGAAGGUCCCCUGGGACUUUUCAAAGGCAUCGGCCCUCAACUCCUGAAAGGCCUGUUGGUACAAGGAUUCUUGAUGAUGACAAAAGAGAGAAUGGAACUGCUGUUCAUUCUGCUUUUCAGAUAUGUACGCAAGAUGAGAGCAGAGAAGCUCCAGAAGAUUGCCGAGUUCGCGGCCGAGAAGGCGAAGAAGGUCGCCCCUGUCAUGAUCAAGUAG